AUGUUAGAAAAAACAUCUAAUACAGAUAACAAUCAGUUAUCUAAAGAAGAUUAUUUAAUUAUGCGUGCGAAAGAUGCAUUGCCAAUUGACAUUUAUGCGGCUAAAUCUUGGUUGAUUACUGCUAAAUCGUUGUUUCCUCAUAGUGCUAAAGUUCAGAUUUCAGAAUUUUCCAGACGAUCGUGAUAUAUGGAAAGAAAUAGAAACGGUAACAGCCUGUCUUCGUUUGGAACAAUGUGAUGCUGAAGCAGAAUUUUUAUGUCAAAUGUUUCAACAUAUACCACAAGAACUUCAACACAGAUUGCUUAUUAUGACUGCUGAUCAUAGCGAAGAUACAAUGGAGCAUUGUAAAUUAUUACUUCUUUUAUUACGUAAAUUCCCUCAAACUAUUGCCACUCAUGGACCUCGCUUAGUAGAAACUCUUCUUACUGCAGAGAAACAUAGUCACCCAGGACGUACAGUAAAUGGAUACAGAAAAUUAUUGGCCUGUGAUGCAUUACCUCUCCUUGGUACUGCACAGGUAGAAUUGAACCCAAGGCUUAGCUUGAGAUUACUUUGUAAGGCAGUAGAAUUUUAUUUGGCAUACAUACAACAACCACAACAACCACAAGACAAUCAAAUUCAAAAUCCCUGGGAUAGAUUAUUUCAAGUUGUUGAAUUAAUAGGAAAAAAAUUGGGAUGGGAAUUAAGUAAUUUAUUUUGUAUGGCUUGGAACAGAGAAGCAUAUUGUGAAAGAUUGCACCAGUAUGCCAUUGCACAUUCUGGUAAUUUAUGUGAAGAAUUGACAGUUAGACAACUAUUAAUGUGUACUAUUGCAGUAUUAUUGAGGAUAUUAAAUGAACAUAAUGCAUUAACUAAUAAUGACGAAAUUAUGUACUGUUUGGUAGAAGCAUUUGGAGAAUGUAUACACACACCUACAGAAAAAUUGAAAAAACGGAAAAGAGAAGAUAAUGGUGGGAUUAUACUAACCAGUGAUGGUGAUUAUAGUGGUAAUGGAUUGGCAUUAGCUGUGAAGUUAUGGGACUUGUUACAUAGUAAUGAUUAUUUACAAAGAGAAAUUGGAAAACUAAAUCAACAACUUCGAUUAGAUUCAUGGCUAAAUUCAUUUCUAACAGAUUUGGCUAUGUAUAAAGGUUUACAUCAUGAAGUGUUAACGAGAUUAUCUCAAGAAGCUAUUGUUAGUUUAUCUGUUCAUCUUCGCUUAGCAAGUACAUGUUUUUUCUUAAAAGAUUAUAAGGGAAUGUUAGAAUAUAUAGUUUUAGCAGUUACCACAUUACCUUCGGCUUGUGGUAGUGUAUCUCAUAAUUUAACUGUUCCAUGUGGAAGACAUUUACAUUAUUUAACAUUGGCACGUUUUCCUGUUAUACAAUAUUGUUGCAGAUUACUUUUUUUAGCAAUAAAGGAAAAUUUUUCUUUACCCGGUGGGGUUGGAGACUUGGCUAUAGGACAUGCAUUAGUUUUAAUGCAAAUUGAUUGGCCACAGGAAGCUAGUACUUUAUCCAUAAUUACAGAAAGGAUUAUUAAUCGUGGAUCUUUCUCUUACCCAUUAUUUCAAGCUUAUAUUAUAUGUGUAGAUAUUUUAGAAGAAUUAACAUAUCUAUGGACCGAACAUGGUGGUGGUAUAUCUUUAGAUAUAGCCACAGGAUCAGGGGUUCUACAAAAUCGACGUAUUACCACUCGUGGAGCAGAUAAAGGAGUGCGCGAAGAAGUAAAACAAGCAAUGCGCCGACAAGCAGCUCGAGACGGCAUCGAUCCGUUAGAUGAAUUGUUACAAAAGUUUAUUAUCAAUGAAAAAACAGCCAUACUACAUAGUUUAAUUAUUCAAUAAAUCAAUUUAACAUUAUUUUUCAUUGCUGAAUUUAAUAUAUGAUUUUAAUAAAAUUAUUAUAUAAUUUUUUUAUUUUAAAAUAUACAUAUGAUUUUCUUAAAUCAAUAUUUUAUGUACAGAUAUUUAA
Molecule: messenger RNA, 1952 nt
Organism: Heterotrigona itama
Lineage: Eukaryota; Metazoa; Arthropoda; Insecta; Hymenoptera; Apidae
Source: the annotation of a GenBank genome assembly